AUGCUCGACCAGCUCAAUGCUGUGUCACUGUUGCCAACUCUGCUCGACCUCUUCCUCUUGUCACAACCAGCACUCCAUGACCAGUUUAUGGAACAAGAGUACAGUCCUUUAGGAUCUGUCAGAGUUACGGGAUCGCUGUCAGAGCAUGCAGAUCCUCCUGUCGGUCAACUUCCCCAAGACGUGGUGCUCUAUGGCACCUCCAGUUUCGUCAGUGGCGAACAACCCUCCCUGCCUCAGCAGGACAUGUACUCUGAGGGGCAAACCCUAUUCAACUCUUCAGAACCACUUCUCCCCAAUGCGCAGGGGAGCCAAGACAAGGUACAGUGCGCCUGGCCUGGAUGCUCAAGACUUGUCAAGAAGGAGAACCACACUCGCCACAUGAAUGAGAUGCGUCUGUGGAAGGUUAAGGCUGUCUGCGCUGGCUGUGGAAAGGGAUUUGCACAUCCAUAUAUGAAGAAGGAUCAUAUCUGUUGGGCCGAAAUCAGAAGUUCCUAG
Suillus paluster is the source of this 495-nucleotide messenger RNA. RefSeq lists its product as uncharacterized. The record is from RefSeq and is a predicted model, not a curated record. Lineage: Eukaryota; Fungi; Basidiomycota; Agaricomycetes; Boletales; Suillaceae. The transcript is spliced from 2 exons. Bases 1 to 495 code for a protein of 164 amino acids.